Bufo gargarizans (Asiatic toad) is the source of this 1537-nucleotide messenger RNA. RefSeq lists its product as uncharacterized. The transcript has 2 exons. NCBI's taxonomy places the organism in Eukaryota, Metazoa, Chordata, Amphibia, Anura, Bufonidae. The coding region runs from base 140 to 1441 and encodes 433 amino acids. The record is from RefSeq and is a predicted model, not a curated record.
GCAAAGGAAAGUGACGGGAGACCUAAAGCUGAAGAAGAGAAGAACUUCUGAGAACAUUAGUGGGGAAAAAGACCAUUUAAGAAAGUAAAUUAAUGUAGAAGUUUUUGAUGGGUCUCUAAAGUCCUCAAGUGGUCCUAACAUGAACCUCUCUCAGCGACUCUCCUCCACCUUUCAAGUCCAGAGACCAACAUCUUCUGACCUCCAUCUUCUCAAUGAAAACCAACCUCUCCAGAAUUUUCAACUGUUAAGUCAAGUGCAGCUCACCAGUGCUCAAAACCUUGGUUUGGAUGGACUAAAUGAUCUGUUCCAAGAAUCAAUUAUUAACCUUGGAGGAAAGGAGAAUAUACUGCUAGUGGGGGAGUCUGGAUACUGUCCAGAGGAUCAUGGUGGCAGUAGUAAGUUGCUUGAAGAAUUGUCUUCUGCUCUCUUUCAGUCACCCAAAAAGGCCAAGGUUUGGAAACCUGACAACAACACAACUGAUGGACCUCACACUUCUCUGACUUGUAUCUCCUCAAAGGCUGUAUCGAAGUCGAGGAUGCUGGAAUUUCCCAUCGUUUUGGCAGUGUUUCGAGAACAACUUAUAAUGGACUCUAAGAACUUGAUUAAAGAGAUCCUGAAAGAUAUCUGUUUGAGAACAAAAGAGUUUAGGUCUGCCAUUGUGGGUAUUGUCUAUUCUUGGGAAACUUUAAACGACGGCAAAAAGAUCAAGUCCAAGGAACAGCUGAGAAACUUGAUGAGUCAGAUCUUCAAAGACCAGCCAUGGGGAGUCUGCUGCUACAACAGUUCUGAACCAAAGUCUAUCCUGGAGGUAAAGCAGAUGAUCACCAAAACCAUUGGUGUGACAACAGGUGGAUAUCAGUCUGUAGAAGAUGACAGCAUGCAGCUGGAAAGAUCGUUUGAAGAACUGGUUGGCCAGUUGGGAGGCAAAGAGAGAUUUCUCCUCCUUGGGAAUAUCUGUCCAUCCCCUCGCAACUCUGAAAAGACUUGGGUUUUCAGAGAGAUUACUAAAGCCCUCUUUGAUGAUGACCACUGUAAAAUGGACACCCAAGAAGAAGAGGAUCAAGCGGAGACACUGGAAAGACAAAAGAAGUCAACCAAAGCGUGUAUACAGCUCCCCAAACCAAGAUCCUUCCCUUACCCACUUAUCUUGGUGGUGUUUCGCUCAGCGUUCCUCGAGGAGGAGGAUAACAUGGCUCAGGUCAAAGAGAUACUUGCUGACAUCAAAAUAAGAGUUACAAUGAAUUCUACCCAAGUCAUCGGGGUGGUCUGUAGUGACAAGACUUUGCAGAAAACUAAGGAGCAGAGGUACCAGAUCCUGCUUCAGAAGAUCUUACAUCAGACAUUCAGUUGUCCAACUGGGGUGUGCAGCUUUGUGAGGACAAAUCUAGAAUCUGUGGAGGUGGUGAAGAGAUGUGUGUGCAAUGUCUUAAAAAUGUCUUGAAAGACCACUGUAGAUAAGCCUGAUGUUCUUUAUACAACGACUUCUCUCCAAAUGAUAAGCUUCAUAAUAAAACCACAAAAAAUUGGUCUAGGCAAA